Acanthosepion pharaonis is the source of this 1263-nucleotide messenger RNA. Lineage: Eukaryota; Metazoa; Mollusca; Cephalopoda; Sepiida; Sepiidae. The record is from the annotation of a GenBank genome assembly.
AUGUGUAAGUGGCGUAAUCGCGAUCUAUCUAUCUAUCUAUCUCAGUCUCUUCAUAUCUAUCUAUCUAUCUAUCUAUCUAUCUAUCUAAUACUAAAAGUCUUCUCAAUCCCUCCUUUAAUAUUUCUCUCCCUGUCUAUCUCACUCACUCACUCACUAACUAAUCAGCUUACUCGUUUUCUACAUUCAACCUUUCUAUCCAUCAUUUUUAUUGGCUUCUUCUUUCUUUCUUUCUUUCUUUCUUUCUUUUUUCUCUUUCUUCUUUUCACAUUUUCCUUCCUUUCUUUUUUCUUUCUUCCUUCCUUUUCGUUCUCCCUUUCUUCUUUUUUUCUUUCCUCUUUUCGCAGAAUUCCUCUCAUAUCUCAUUCUCUUCCUCUCAUUUAUGUUUCUUUCUUCUUUGCUUUUUUCUUUCUUUUUUCUCUUUCCUCUUUUGAAAGUUUUCCUUUCAUUUUUCUUUCUUCCUUUCUUCUUUUCUUUUCGUAUUCCUUUUUUUCUUUCUUUUUUCACAUUCCUCUUUUCACCGUUUUCUUAUUUUUCUUUCUUUCUUUCUUUCUUUCUUUCUUUCAUUCUUUUCUUUCUUUCUUUCUUUUUCCUUUUUCUUCUUCCUCUUUCUUUUCACAGUAUUCCCAUCAUAUCUCUUUCUUUAUUCUAUUCUUUCUUUCUUUCUUUCUUUCUUUCUUUCUUUCUCAUCUUUUCGGUGUCUUCCUCUCAUUUCUCUUUCUUUCUUUUUUUAUUUUCUUUCUUGCUAUCUUUCAUUCUUUUUCCUCUUUCUUCCUUUCACAGUAUUCCUCUCUUUUCUCUUUCUUUCUUUUUUAUUUCCGUCUUUUCUUUCUUUCUUUCUUUCUUUCUUUCUUUUUCAUCUUUCUUCUUUUUGCAGUCUUCCACUACUUUCUCUUUCUUUCUUUUUUACUUUCUUUCUUUUUGCUCUUUUCUCUUUUCGCAAUCUUUCUGUCUUGUCUUGAUCUCUCUUUCGUUUUUCUUUCUUUCAUUUUCUACUCUUUCAUUUUUCAUAUUUCUCUUCGCAAUUUUUCUCUCUUUUUCUGUUUUUUUUUCUUUCUAUCUUCCUUUCAUUUUUCUUUUUUUCUUUUUAUCUCCCUCUCAAAUUUUCUUUUUUCCCACCUUUCUUUCAUUUUUCUCCUUCAUUUGUUCGUAUUCUUUUCCCUUCUUCCUUUCGUUCGCAAUCUUUCUGUCAGUUUUCCUCAAGAAAUAGAACAAGGUCCUCUUGAACAUGGCGAUAAAACACACUUCUCUUUUGUCGACACAUAA